This is a messenger RNA of Halichondria panicea, 999 nucleotides long. RefSeq lists its product as uncharacterized. Gene Ontology annotation, molecular function: oxidoreductase activity, acting on the CH-CH group of donors. The record is from RefSeq and is a predicted model, not a curated record. Gene Ontology annotation, biological process: lipid metabolic process. Bases 81 to 956 code for a protein of 291 amino acids. Lineage: Eukaryota; Metazoa; Porifera; Demospongiae; Suberitida; Halichondriidae. The transcript has a single exon.
AGCUCAAUGUCACAUAAGUAAUUUCACUGAGAAAGCUGACAGUAGUUGAAGAGUCUGAGAUACCUAAGCACUGCAGUGCUAUGCAGAGUCCAUGUGAGAGUCACCAUAGUUUCUUCUAUGGAGUUCCCUAUCUCUUCUACUGGAAUACCACUUCAAGGAAUCCGAUAAUAAAAGUGCAAGACAGCUACAACAUAAUUCGAUUCUGGGCACACAAUGGCCUUCUUAUUCUUGGAUUGUUAAUUGCAGCAUUGAACUUUCUAGUGCAGUUUUGUGCACCUGCAGCUUACGGAAAACACGCACCUCUCAAAGUCACAUGUCCUGUUGAAGUCCGUCUCUCGAAUAUAUUUGCGCAUUUCAUCCCAGGACUUCUGAUUUUCACGGUCAUGUAUUUCCUCUCUGGAAAUAAUCUUCUCGGGAUCACAAACAUUAUAUUGUACUCUCUUUUUACAGUGCAUUACCUGUUUAGAGGACUACUUGCUCCACUGAUGUUUCGGUACAGUCACUCAAGACUUUCUGCUCGGAUUCCACUGACAACAUUUCUUCUAAAUACGAUCUAUCAUUGUACAAAUGCCGAUUUUAUUGGGUCUGUCUUUUACUGCAAAGGCUACUUUUAUGACCCCAGAUUUAUCAUUGGAGCACUUUUAUUUGUGAUUGGGCUAAUAAUCAAUUGGUCUGCAGACAUUCAACUUAUUUUGCUGAGAACUUCACGACAUGACAAAGACUACAUUUUACCCCGAGGAGUGCUGUUCUCGUUGAUUUCUUGUCCUAACUACUUUGGAGAGUGUGUCGAGUGGCUAGGCUGGACCAUAGCUACCUGGUCACUGGCAGGGCUAAUAUGGUGGCUGUAUGUGGUGUCAGUGCUUGGAACCAGAGCCAUACAUAACCAUAAUUGGUAUAAAGAUCAAUUUAGUAGCUAUCCUCAAAGACGUAAGGCAAUCAUUCCUUUCAUUUACUGAUAUUUUACAGUCAAUUUUGCUACUUAUUAUGCAAUCUGUUCAA